AUGGGCUGGCUCCCGAACCCCUUCGGCUCGCCCCGCCGCGCAUCCUCACGCCCGGGCUACGCCCGCUCCUACGCUGGCUCAACCUACUCCUCCUCGCACCGGGCCUCAACAUCACGCUACAAGCGCUCCCCCCCGCGACGGCUACAUAUCCUACCUGUACGCCAAACUACGACCACUUCCUUGCGCGAAAUCUGGCGCUAUGCCCAGCGCCACCCGUACAAGGUGUUUUUCAUGGUCAUCAUGCCGCUCGUGAGCGGCGGCGUGCUGCACAAGCUCGCCCGCCAGUUCGGCGUCAACUUAACCGGAGAUGGGGAACCAUGGCGCGGGGACCGCGAGGGGGCGGGUAUAGUGGCAGCGGGCAUGCGGGGAGGAUAUUAUGGCAGCCGAGGGGAUAACUCGGGAUAG
Molecule: messenger RNA, 405 nt
Organism: Parastagonospora nodorum SN15
Lineage: Eukaryota; Fungi; Ascomycota; Dothideomycetes; Pleosporales; Phaeosphaeriaceae
Exons: 1
Coding region: 1-405 (134 amino acids)
Source: RefSeq, a predicted model, not a curated record